GCAACGAUGAUUAUGUUCCAUACGAACAGCAAAAAUGUUGAUCUCUAACCGUGAAAUUAUUUUGAAUUUACAUAAGUUAUAUUAAAAAAUGUUUAAAAAUUCCGUCGCUUUGGGGCGUGAUUAUUCCACCAUGUAUUAUAACUCAGUAUAUAAUGCAUCUACCAUGUUUGACAUGAAACACUCUGAAAGUCAAGUUCAGCAACAGAUAUAUAACGCAAAUCACAUAGGUUAUGUGCCAACCUCAAAUACUCGGAUAGUUAAGAAGCGAAAUACGGCUAACAAAAAGGAGAGAAGGCGCACUCAAAGCAUAAACAACGCAUUUUCGUACCUUCGAGAAAAGAUUCCAAAUGUUCCUACAGAUACAAAAUUAUCAAAGAUUAAAACAUUGAAGUUGGCCAUAUUGUACAUAAACUACUUAGUUAAUGUCCUUGAUGGAGAUCAGGAUCCAAAAGGCGGAUUUCGAGCAGAACUUAAGCCGGUCAGCCGAAAGAUUUGUAGCGAAAAGAAACACUGUUUAAAAUCAGAAAUUCAAAAUGUACCCAUGUCGACAAAGGGCCGCACAGGUUGGCCCCAAGAUGUUUGGGCAUCGGAGCUUAUUCCAGAGCAUAAUUAGACUAAUUUAAUUUAUUUAAGAUUUAUGUCAUAAUAAAUAUAUGUUUUAAUCAAAUAUAAUUUUAA
Molecule: messenger RNA, 678 nt
Organism: Drosophila eugracilis
Lineage: Eukaryota; Metazoa; Arthropoda; Insecta; Diptera; Drosophilidae
Gene: Hand
Product: heart- and neural crest derivatives-expressed protein 2
Exons: 4
Coding region: 89-613 (174 amino acids)
Biological process (GO): regulation of transcription by RNA polymerase II; developmental process
Molecular function (GO): RNA polymerase II transcription regulatory region sequence-specific DNA binding; protein dimerization activity; DNA-binding transcription factor activity, RNA polymerase II-specific
Source: RefSeq, a predicted model, not a curated record